This is a messenger RNA of Trypanosoma grayi, 744 nucleotides long. Its product is annotated as ubiquitin-conjugating enzyme protein. Lineage: Eukaryota; Euglenozoa; Kinetoplastea; Trypanosomatida; Trypanosomatidae. The record is from RefSeq and is a predicted model, not a curated record. Gene Ontology annotation, biological process: protein polyubiquitination; ubiquitin-dependent protein catabolic process. The transcript has a single exon. The coding region runs from base 1 to 744 and encodes 247 amino acids. Gene Ontology annotation, molecular function: ubiquitin conjugating enzyme activity.
AUGUCGGCAAUUCCUCAUCUUCAGAAGCAACUCCGAGAACUGACGCUGAGUCCCCCCGCUGGCUUCCGCGUUGAGUCAGAGGAUCUCUUCAUUUGGACUGUGUGGUUUGCCGGACCUCAGGGCACGCCAUACGCCCCUGGUAUUUACAAGGCGGAGCUGCGCUUUCCGCGAGACUUUCCGAUGGAGCCGCCAGUGUUCAAGGUUUUGUCGUCUAUCUGGCACCCCAACGUGUACACGGACGGGAAGGUGUGCAUCUCCAUCCUCCAUCCCCCCGGCGAGGAUGAGAUGAACACGGAGGAGACUGCCAUGAUGCGCUGGACACCCAUCCAGACAAUCCGCUCUGUUCUCCUCUCGGUUGUCUCACUCCUCAGUGACCCCGAUCCAAAGGAUGCUGGUGCCCCCGCAAACGUCGCCGCGCUUGUUCAGUACCGCAAGGACCGCACAGCAUUCAAUGCAUUCUGUCAUCAGCUAGCAACGAAGUCACUGUCUGAGCUUCCGCAGAAUUUCGUUCCCCCACAGAAGGAAGACCGUGUGGACCUCCCUAUUAACUACGCCUCCACGAUGGAAAUCGACUACGAAGAUGAACCUGAGGUGGGAGCACAGGCUGCGCCACACCGCUUUAGUGACGAACUGCGGCAGCUGCGGGAAAUGGGUCUCGCCCCGGAGAAGUCGGACACGGAGCUGCUUAACAUGCUUGUUGAGGCGAAGGGGGAUGUGGCCACCAUAAUGGAACAGUUGAUGUGA